CGCAUUAAUCUUCUGCCGUCCAAACUUUUGUCAAGGGCUUGCUAGGAUGCCGGCCCUCUUGGACUCCUCUACCAGUCUCCACACUCUCCAUGUCGACCGUCACGUCGGUUUGUACCGCGCCCACAUGCUGGUCUACUCCCUUGCCAUCCUCGUCCUCCUCUACCACCGCACCGCCACCCUCCUCACCGCCUCCAAGAAUUCCUUCUCCUCAUUAGUAAUUCACUUCUCCCUGCUCCUCGCCGACGCAAUACUCGCUUUCAUGUGGGCGUGCUGCCAGGCCCUCCGCUGGCGCCCCGUCCGCCGCCGUGAGUUUCCCCACCGGCUCCCCGACCCUGAUCUCCAUGAGUGGCCAGCGCUCGACGUCUUCGUGUGCACUGCAGACCCCCGCAAGGAGCCGCCGGCGAGCGUGGCGAGCACCGCCCUGUCGAUGAUGGCGCUGGACUACCCCGCCCACAAGCUGUCGGUCUACGUGUCAGACGACGGGGGUUCAGAGGUGACCCUCUUUGCGUUCAUGGAGGCGGCGCGCUUUGCGAGGUAUUGGUUGCCCUUCUGCAGAGAGAAAGGUCUCGUGGGGAGGUCGCCGGAGGCCUACUUCGCCUCUCCGGAUCCCUGUGGGGACUCCGAGUCCCAGAAGAUGAAGAUGAUGUUUGAUGCCAUGAAAGAGAAUGUGGAAAGUGCAAUGGACAAAGGCUGUGUUAGAAAUGACUUUACUGCCUCUGCCGAAGAACUCCAGUUUUUCGAGAAAUGGAAGGGAUUUGUUCGCAACAAUCACCCUUCUAUCAUCAAGGUUCUGCUCAAAAGUGAUGAAGACAGGGAUAUAACAAGCACUCCAUUGCCAAAUCUCGUCUACCUCUCGAGAGAGAAACGUCCCAGCUAUCCUCACCACUUCAAGGCCGGCGCGCUCAAUGUUCUGCUUCGAGUGUCUGGAAUUAUGUCGAAUGCUCCCAUUGUUCUGACGGUUGACUGCGACAUGUACGCUAACGACCCCAAAUCUCCUCAAAGAGCCCUCUGCUACUUCCUCGAUCCAUCGCUUGCCCCAAAGCUUGCCUUUGUUCAGUUCCCACAGCAUUUUGAGGGGCUCAACAAGCAUGACAUAUAUGGAGGCGAGAUUCGGCGGCUCUUCAGAAUUAAUAGCUAUGGCUUGGAUGGUCUCCAUGGGCCUAACUAUGUAGGCACCAACUGUUUCCACUCCCGUCGUGCCCUCUGUGGCUCCUCACCUUCUUCAAACUUGACCGAUUCAAAAGCUCCUUAUGUUGGCUCGAUUGGCUCGGAGCCAACCAUGGCUCGUGUGCAUGACAUGGCUGCCUGUGACUACGAGCAGGGUACGAAAUGGGGUUCCACGAUCGGUUUUAGGUAUGGGUCGCUCGUUGAAGAUUACUACACAGGCUUUCGACUGCACUGUGAAGGGUGGAAGUCAGUGUUUAGCGACCCAGCACAGCCUGCGUUCUUGGGAGAUGCGCCAAAGAGCCUACAUGAUUCGCUGAGCCAGUGCAAGAGAUGGGUUGUGGGGCUCUUUGAGGUGGCCUUCUCACGAUACAGUCCCCUCACGUUCGGUACAAGGAAUGCUUCCCUGCCAAUGGGAUUAGGCUAUGGAUAUUACGCCUUCUGGGGUAUUUGGUGCGUUCCUAUCAUAACAUAUGCCCUUCUCCCACAGCUAGCACUAGUCAGCCAGAAACCCCUCUUUCCAAAGGCUUCUGAACCGAGGAUUUACUUGUGCGCGUACCUCUUCUUGGCCGCCUACGGCCAAGACCUCGCGGACUUUGUAAUGAGUGGGGGAAGUGUCGCAAGGUGGUGGAGUGACCAGAGGAUGUGGAUGAUCCGAGGUGUCACAUCAUAUCUCUUUGGGACUAUUGAAUUUGCACUCAACCAAGUUGGCAUACCUUCGCAAGGAUUCAAUGUCACCAACAAAGUCAUGGAAGAAGAGCAGAGCAAGCGCUACGAUAACGGGGUCUUCGAUUUCGGUAUAGCCUCACCCUUCUUCAUCUCGUUGGGGACGACAGCAAUCCUGAGCUUAGCCUCUUUUAUUGCUGGGAUCACGAGAGUAGCUGUCAUAGGUAUCAGAGUGUUCGACGAAAUGUUUGUGCACUUGUUCUUAGCCGGAUUCAUUGCAGCCAACUGCUUGCCUAUCUAUGAGGCUAUGUUCUUCAGAAGCGAUAACGGAAAGAUGCCACGCAAUGUGACCCUCACAUCUAUUUUCUUGGCGGGGCUUGUACUGUACGUCGGGGGUUUUCUCUUCAACACUUACUAGAGCGAGAAGCAAGCAAGCCUCAUAUCUUCUAAUCAUACUACAAAAAUUGUCUUUUCGGGAUGCUUUCUAAUAAUAAGGAUACUCCCAUAAUUCACCUAAUUUGGUAAUGACGGAGACAGUAAAAGAUUGGAGUAUGAAUCAAUACAAGGAAAUGCCAUGUAAUUGACAUUGUGAAGGCUAUCUCGCAGAAAUCAGAUUUCUCUACGCUGAGCUUGUAAGGAUCCUUAGGAGAAACAUUUUCGCAUUUAGAGCAUGUUUGGUUCAUGAUUGGAAUGAGAAUGUGAAAUGGAAUUGGAUUGCACUGAGAUGAAAAA
Molecule: messenger RNA, 2562 nt
Organism: Ananas comosus (pineapple)
Lineage: Eukaryota; Viridiplantae; Streptophyta; Magnoliopsida; Poales; Bromeliaceae
Product: cellulose synthase-like protein G3
Exons: 6
Coding region: 47-2248 (733 amino acids)
Biological process (GO): cellulose biosynthetic process; plant-type primary cell wall biogenesis
Cellular component (GO): plasma membrane; trans-Golgi network
Molecular function (GO): cellulose synthase (UDP-forming) activity; mannan synthase activity
Source: RefSeq, a predicted model, not a curated record